AUGGAGCCGGCGGCGCUGGAGCGCUUCCACAGCCCGGGCAAGGGCAGCGGCCUCCGCUCCCGCCGGAGGGUGCGGCCCGGAGAGCUGCUCUACCGCGACCUGCCCUUCGCCUACGUCCUCACCAAGGAGCAGCUGGGCAGCGUGUGCGAGCGCUGCCUGCGCAGUAGGAAUGAAAAACUGCACAGGUGCUCUCAGUGCAAGGUUGCUAAAUACUGUGGUAGAUCUUGUCAGAAAGAAGCUUGGCUGGACCACAAGCAGGAAUGCAGGUGUCUUAAGAGCAUCGAACCAAAUUUUCCUCCAGACUCUGUCAGACUUGCUGGCAGGAUUGUUUUUAAACUACUCAGACAAUCAUUAUGCCCUUCUGAGAGACUCUACUCUUUUUCCGAUCUUCAGUCAAACGCUGAACGGUUAAGUGAAGAAAUGAAAGAUGGCCUCAGGCACCUUGCACAGACUUUGCAACUGUAUUUGAAAACUGAGAUCCAGGAUGAGUCUCAAUUGCCUCCUGCAAUUGACUUUUUUCAGAUCUUCACAAAAGUAGCACCAUCUGGCACCCAGCUUGAAACUUUUGUGGAGAGCAAAAGAAGAUGCAUGGUUGUGCUGUUUUCAGUAACUGAGACUGUGGUGACCUGUAACUGUUUCACCAUCAGUAAUGGAGAGAUGCAGGAUGUUGGUGUUGGCCUGUAUCCCAGCAUGUCUUUACUGAACCACAGCUGUGACCCAAACUGCGUGAUCGUUUUUGAAGGAUACCAGCUUUUACUUCACUCUGUCCGAGAGAUCCAGAUUGGUGAAGAGCUCACCAUCAGCUACGUUGAAUCACUGAUGCCAACCAGGGAACGCCAAAAGCAACUGGUGCGCCAGUACUGCUUUGAAUGUGAUUGUCUUCUCUGCCAGAAGCAAGAGAAGGAUGCUGAGAAAUUGGCCGGUGAAGAGCAUGCCUGGAAGGAAGUCAAAGGUGCUGUAAAUGAAGUGAGAUAUCCAAAAUCAAAAGAAGAGUGGAAGCAUGUUCUGGCAAGAUGCCAGAACCUCUUGAGCAGCCACCAGGGUCAUCUACCAGAUACAAAUAUCUAUCAGCUGAAAAUGCUUGACUGUGCCAUGGAUGCCUGUAUUAACCUUGAAUUCUGGGAAGAAGCAUUGUAUUAUGGCUGCAGGACUCUGGAACCAUACAGAUUAUAUUAUCCUGGUUUCCAUCCACUGAGGGCUGUCCAGCUGAUGAGAGUGGGCAAACUGCAGUACAGUCAAGGCAUGUUUCCUCAGGCACUGGAAACCUUGAAGCAGGCCUAUAAUAUUAUGAAGGUGACCCAUGGGACAGAUCACAGCCUGAUGAAAGUCUUGAUGGAGAUAAAGGAAGAGUGUGAGGCCAUGAUGAGAUUGCAGUAA
Messenger RNA from Cinclus cinclus, 1377 nucleotides. RefSeq names its product SET and MYND domain containing 3 (gene SMYD3). The record is from RefSeq and is a predicted model, not a curated record. Lineage: Eukaryota; Metazoa; Chordata; Aves; Passeriformes; Cinclidae. Gene Ontology annotation, molecular function: protein binding; histone methyltransferase activity. Gene Ontology annotation, cellular component: nucleus.